GCGGCCUCAUGUCUAAGACGCUGCGGAGGAAGCGCCACUGGCUGAGCAAGGUGCAGGAGUGCGCCGUGUCCUGGGGGGGCGGCUCCGGCCCGGACCCCGACCUCCUGCGGGGCGGCGCCGAGCGAGGAGAGUUCCCCUACCUUGGUGCCCGCCUGCCGACGCUGGCCGAGUCCGGCGGUGGGUCUGGCUCAGUCUUGCUCUCGGGGAAGCCUCCCAUUCCCGGGGACGUGCUGCUGGAGGUAAACGGCACUCCGGUGAGCGGCCUCACUCACCGCGACACCCUGGCCGUCAUCCGCCACUUCAGGGAACCGGUGCGCCUCAAGACUGUGCGGCCAGGCAAAGUCAUCAACAAAGAUUUGCGUCACUACCUAAGCUUGCAGUUCCAGAAAGGUUCUAUUGACCAUAAACUACAACAGGUGAUCAGAGAUAAUCUCUACUUGAGAACUAUCCCAUGCACUACAAGAGCUCCGAGAGAUGGGGAAGUCCCUGGGGUUGACUAUAAUUUUAUUCCUGUUGAACAAUUUAAGGCACUAGAAGAAAGUGGAGCCUUGCUAGAAAGUGGAACAUAUGAUGGUAAUUUCUAUGGUACGCCUAAACCUCCAGCAGAGCCCAGCCCAUUUCAGCCAGAUCCAGUGGACCAAGUGCUUUUUGAUAAUGAUUUUGACCCAGAAUCUCAAAGAAAAAGAACAACAUCUGUCAGCAAGAUGCAGAAAAUGGACAGUUCCCUUCCUGAAGAAGAGGAAGAAGAAGAAAAAGAAGCAGUUAAUGGUAGUGGAGGAACAGAAAACAAAGAGAGACAUUCAGAUUCUUCUGACUGGAUGAAGCCUGUUCCUAGUUACAAUCAGACAAGUAGUUCCAUGGAUUUCAGAAACUAUUUAUCAAGGGAAGAAAAUCUAGAGCCUCUGCCUAAGAAUUGGGAGAUGGCCUACACAGACACAGGCAUGAUCUAUUUCAUUGAUCACAACACCAAAACCACGACCUGGUUGGAUCCUCGUCUUUGUAAAAAAGCCAAAGCUCCUGAAGACUGUGAAGAUGGAGAGCUUCCAUAUGGUUGGGAGAAAAUAGAAGACCCUCAAUAUGGGACAUACUAUGUUGAUCAUAUUAACCAGAAAACCCAGUUUGAAAAUCCAGUUUUGGAAGCGAAACGGAAAAAACAACUAGGACAGAUGGAUGGAGGCUCUUCAAAUCCAGAGCCAGUGAAAUCUCUCUUCACUCGGGAUCCAUCCCAGUUGAUAGGAGCACUCAUACGGACAUCGUUGAAGAAAAGCACCAUGGGAUUUGGCUUCACAAUAAUUGGUGGGGACAGACCAGAUGAGUUUCUGCAGGUGAAGAAUGUACUGAAAGAUGGACCUGCUGCACAGGAUGGCAAAAUUGCACCAGGUGAUGUCAUCGUAGACAUAAAUGGUACAUGUGUCCUUGGCCAUACCCAUGCUGAUGUUGUCCAGAUGUUUCAAUUAGUUCCUGUUAACCAGUAUGUGAGUAUGACUUUGUGUCGUGGAUACCCUCUUCCUGAUGAAAAUGAGGAUCCUGUUGUAGAUAUUGUUACAGCCACUCCUGUCUUAAAUGGCCAGCCAGUAGCAAAAGGAGAUACUUGUAUGAUCAAUCAGGAUUUAAUAUCUGGAACAAUGGUUUUGGACCAGAAUGGAAAACCAGGACAUAUCUUGGUCAAUGGACGCUUGAAUGGCCCUUCCACUGACCUCAGUGAACAGAGGGCCUCAGUGUCCUCUUCAGGAUGCUCUCAAGCAGAACUGGUCACAAUUCCUCUGAUCAAGGGACCUAAAGGGUUUGGAUUUGCUAUAGCUGAUAGCCCUGCAGGGCAGAAGGUGAAGAUGAUUUUAGACAGCCAGUGGUGCCAUGGCCUUCAGAAAGGGGAUAUAAUUAAAGAGAUUUAUCAUCAGAAUGUACAGAACUUGACACAUCUUCAGGUGGUAGAAGUGCUGAAGCAGUUUCCAGUUGGAGCAGAGGUGCCGCUGCUUAUUCUAAGAGGAGGGCCUUCUUCACCUGCUAAAACUUCAAAUGUUGUGAGCAUUGAUAAUAAAAUAGAUAACCUGGAAAAUUCAGGAAGCCAAGAGGCAAUCAAUGAGUCAGUCCCACAGCCUAUGCCUUUUCCACCUGCUGCUGUGAGGUCAGCUUCCCCAAAGCUAGACCCUUCUGAAGUCUAUCUGAAGUCUAAAACAUUAUUUGAAGAUAAACCUCCAAACACAAAGGAUUUGGAUGUUUUCCUUCGAAAGCAAGAGUCUGGCUUUGGCUUCCGGGUUCUUGGAGGAGAUGGUCCAGAUCAGACAAUCUACAUUGGAGCCAUCAUCCCACUGGGGGCAGCAGAAAAAGAUGGUAGACUGCGUGCUGCUGAUGAGCUUGUAUGUAUUGAUGGUAUCCCAGUCAAAGGCAAAUCACACAAGCAAGUUCUGGAUUUAAUGACCAGUGCUGCACGAAAUGGCCAAGUGCUGUUGACUGUUCGCAGAAAGAUCUUCUUUGGUGUAGAUAAACAGUCAGAAGAAGAGUUGUCUUCCCAAGUUCCCAUCUCCUCCCAAAAUGGCUCUCCUAGGCCAAACCGAGUAGAGCUACUCAGCAAGCAAUUUCCAGAGAUCUAUGAUGUUGUGCUGCAGCGGAAAGAGAAUGAAGGAUUUGGUUUUGUUAUCCUUACCUCAAAAAACAAGCCACCACCUGGUGUGAUUCCGCAUAAGAUCGGCCGUGUCAUUGAAGGGAGUCCAGCUGAUCAUUGUGGAAAACUGAAAGUGGGAGACAGAAUCUCAGCAGUGAAUGGUCAGUCAAUCAUAGACCUCUCCCAUGAAAAUAUUGUGCAACUGAUCAAAGAUGCAGGAAACACUGUCACACUCGCUGUUGUUGCUGAGGAAGAGCACCGUGGUCCCCCAUCAGGAACAAAUUCUGCCAAACAGAGUCCAGCUCUACAGCACCGACCUAUGGCAUCAGUACCAGCCAGCUCUAUGCCCACCGACAGGGGUGCUACAGAAGCUAAUGCUGGAAAAGAGCAGUGCAACAGUUUCAGGCACUUCUCACCAUCAGAAGGUGUUGCAUCUGUUGUAGGGAGCAAACAUUCUCAGAGCCCCGGAUGUUAUCCGGUAGAACUCGAGAGAGGUCCUCGAGGCUUUGGAUUUAGCCUUCGUGGAGGGAAGGAGUAUAACAUGGGGUUGUUUAUUCUUCGGCUUGCUGAGGAUGGGCCUGCCAUUAAAGAUGGGAGAAUUCACGUUGGUGACCAGAUUGUUGAAAUUAAUGGGGAACCAACCCAAGGAAUCACCCAUACACGAGCCAUUGAAUUGAUUCAGUCUGGAGGGAAUAAAGUUCUACUCCUUUUGCGACCAGGAACUGGCUUAAUACCAGAUCAUGGUGAUCUGGAUAGUUUUAAUCCAACAUCCUCAAGUGUAACACAUGGUGAACAGACACCACUUCCCUCAUCCUCACAUUCUGCUUCCACAUCUGAAGCAUCUCAUUUGCCAGGAUCAGAAGAAGCUUUAAUGAAAGUUCAGAUGUCUGAGAAACUGGAAGAACUGAAGAACACUGUGCCUGAAAAGAAAAGCACUUUAAUGGAAAACCACUUGGAAAUAAAGAAUGCAACUUGUACGCAAAGGAAUGUGAAUGAAGGGGACCAUCCCUUCAGUCCAAGUAAUCAGGUGGUGCAGAGUACUGCACAGUUAGCAGUGGGCAAUGCAACCAGCAGAGGCAGAUCAGCUAGUCCCCAAAAGCCGAGCAAUAGUACUUCCAAAGGCCAUAAUAAAGCACCAUGCAACAGCCCUAGAAAGGGUGAACCUAAAGACACACACAGAGAUUGCUUAGACCAACCACAAAGUCCCAGAAGACAUGAAAGUAAGCACCUGGGAACCUCUGAGAAUGCAAGUACUGGAAAAGUCCCUGCCAGGGAAAAGAGAGGUAGAUCUGCCAGUCCCCAGAAAUAUCCAAAGAGAGAGAGAAGCAAACUGAACACAGAACAAGGGUUAACAGAAUUUCAAAGUAGAACACCUGCUGCUGAUAAAAACACUACUGUGCUGCUAAAAGGUGAAAAAGUGAAAUUAGGAGCCAUGAAGGAAGCCACAAAGCAAAACACGUUUGGGAAGGAUGAGAAACGCCCUUCAAAGACAACACAUACCAAGUCAGGGGAGCAAUCUCCUCCAUUUUCUAAGACUAAUCAACUUGGAAAGAAAGCAUUGGAAGAUGAGAAAAUGAAAAGCGCUAAUCAAAUCAAACUGGCAGGUCUUCCUGAUGAUUCACUACUUUCUGGAGAUAAAAACAUUACACUCGAAGCAGAAGAGCCUGCUCUGAACAAAUUCAGAGACAAUGACUUGGAGGCAGCUGAUAAAACCAAAGAGGAUGGGAUUUUCAAAUCUGAGAGCCGAUCUCCAGAGAAGAAAACUAUAACUCCUGGACCUUGGAAGGUGCCAAGUGCAAGUAGAGUCACAAAAGCAACGGGUUCGACUGACAAACGGGUUUGACUGACAAAUGUUUUUUAGAACAUAUUUUAAUCAGGUUUCUAAUGUGGUCAUUUAAACAGUUUUUCUUUUCACAAAACUCUCAUUUUUUCCCAGACACUGUGAUUGACAGAAUGGAAAGUACAUUUGAUUUGAUCAUUACUAGGCUGCAUGAAGGACCUUUUGGAUUGCAUAUGAGAAACUGUCUUCAAAAGCUGCUGUCCUUUUGUUCCCUUUGAAGGUGGUGUCCUGCUGCUCCUGAUGUUGCACUGCUAAGGCUUUCUGAUAGUAUUGUGGGUUAAUGAACAAAAUUAUUUAAUGCCUAUUAUUAGUGUAAUCAUGACUCAAUACUUGUUCUCGUGCCAAGUUAUCUACUGUAUCCUGUUGAAUCUCCUCCUGCAUUUUCCACUGCCACAGAAAAGGAUUUUGUUUAAAAAUGAGUGUUUAUUCAGGCAUGCUGCAUGUUUACAUAGGGAAUACUUCUGAGUUCUCACUGCUCAAGCAAGAAGUUGGGUGGGCUUGGUUCUGUUGGCUCAGUGGAGCCAGGGGGCAAAGUCACCCAAAGGCCUUCUUCACAAAGCUCUUCUUCUCGUCCCCAAACAUGUCAAUACCAGCAAAAUAACUUCAAACAGGACCAGUACCCUUUAUUUAUAAUGUGUGGUAGAUUGUCAUUUUGCUCUAUAAUAAUUUUGUUUGAGUUGAUGCCAUCUUGAACACAUGAUACAAACUGAAAUCCGAAAGCUGAGAACUUUUGAAAUCACAACAAUGCAUUCUAUCAAUUUCAGUGAAACUGCAUGGAAACAAGUGAUUUCAGGGUUGCUAUAAAAUUAUUUCCUGAUCUUUUUUUUAAGAACACUUUAACAUUAGAAAUUAAACAUGCAGAGAGUGCAUAUGUUUCCAAGCUUUCUGUCAUGCUGUUUGUCAGAAUCUCCCAUCUGUUGUUUGGUUGUUGUUUUUGCUUAAUGCUGGCUAAACACUUGAAAAUUUCCUGCCUUGCCUGAAAAUUGAAGAUCUUAAAUCUCAGCAAGCAGAGUAAACCAGAACCAAUCCACCAAAGUCAACUUCUUAAAAAUUGUCCUUGCUUGUGCCUAUUAAUAGAAACCUGUUAUAUUUUGCUUCCCAUCUUUGUACAUAAAAUUUCCAAUUUUAAAUGGCAUCCAUGAAACUUCUCUUUUGCUUCUGCAUGUGUGUAAAUAAUAAUAGUGAGAAAUGUUAACAUUGGAGCACAUUUGCACCUCAUACAUGUAGGUAAUUGGGGUGAGGAUGGGGAGAUGCCGUGCUGUAAGAAAUGAAAUCCUUUGGAUUUAAAAUAACGUUAGCAGUGGAUCUGGUUUCCUUUGAAUGAGCUUGGAUGACCAGUGUUCCCCAGUUACUGCAAAAUAGCAAAACAAAAGAAGAAAUAUUUUCUGGACCCUUACAUUACGCUGAAUAAAAGCUUUUCAAAUCUUGUCAGUGAACUUUCCCUAUAGGUAACUAAAUUCCAGGAAAUUAGUGGGUAGGUUAUGAUUUCUUUCUUCUAUAUUUCUAGUCUUGUUCCCAGGCAUCAUUUUUUUUUCAGGCUUCCCCUUUCCGUUCUUUUCUAUGACUUGGAUCCGGAUUUACACUAGAUCAGUUGUGCCAGUGAAAGUGGACUUCCCCACCCCCUCUCCAGCCCCCUGAAAAGCCUACACAGAGCGCCUAUUUGCUCACCACAAAAGCUUACCAUGCUUAAUUUACCCACAGGGGCUGCAAGUUUCUGGCUUGCUGUGGUUUCUUGUGUCAUGCAAACCCAGCCAGCAGGGGUUGUUUGAGGGUUGUCUAACUUUCAAACAACUUCUGCGACCUGGGUUCACAUGAUAUGACAAGCCACAGCAAGCAUGCUGCCUGCAGACGCCAUGCCAAAAUUACGCCCAUGGCUGCCUGGCACAGUACAACAGCCCCCAGGGUAAAUUAAGCCUCAGUGAGCUGUCAUGUUGUGUGAACCAGGUCAGAGAGUAAGGAGAACCUUACUGUCUUAAGGGGUGCACUAUAGUACCAGAGGAGGGGGUAUCCUAAAAAAAUCCAGAGGAGGGACCUUCUACUUGAAGACUCUUUCCCCUUGAGGAAGUCAGAUCCUGGAUCCAACCUGGUCAGUUUACUUAUCUUUUAUUCCUGCUUCAUCUCAAUGUUAUUUUCUUUCCUUCACUCUUUGUUUUUUCCUUCCAGCCCUUUAUUGCCUGUUUCGUCCUUUUGUGUGUACAGGCAACAAUUUCUCAAAUGCAGCUGUUAUAAUAGAACUUUGCCUGUGAUCUGUACAUUCAUUUUUUGUUCAGCUUACCAAAAUGUCUGGUUGUUUGGUUUUGCAAGAUUUGUUUUCUUCAGGUUUUGAGAAAAGACAAAACUAAUUCCCAGUAGCAUAACCAGCACUGUGACAAUAGAAAUGCAUGUAUUGAGGGUACCAUUGUUGAUAUUGCCUCUAAGAACUAUGCUGCUGCCAACACUCUUCACCCCUCCCCUCAGUAAUAGUGAAGGAUAUGUUCCUAACCAUUAUUGUCAAACGUCUUUCAGCCCAAACUGAAGCUGGGUGGGAUAAAAGGCAAGCGGGGCAGGGGCAGUGACUGUGACUAUGCCUUAGGAGAGUGUAACAGCUGGGAAAUGACCAAAUGAUUGGCAGUCAGGGGAACCCAGAGAUACAGGUUGGAAUGCUAAGUGGGCCGGAGUUUUGACACCCGUGAAUUAUUUAAUAUGUAGCCCUUUAAAAAGAAAAAAAAAUGUGUCAGGCAACUCCUUCAACAUCCCAACAUUUCAAAAAAUAAAUUGUUCUCAUGAUGAGCCUGCCCACUCUCUGAAAUAUUAGGGACUCUUUCUUCCUUUAAUCAGUUUCACUACAGACCAAAAGCUUCCAAUCAGGUACUCCGUUUUACUGCUUUUUUGACUUGUAUGGAACUAGCUUUGCAUGUGCCGUUAUGCAAUUACUUUUAUUGUGCCACUUGCCUGAGCCAGUAACAAAAAGUAGGAAGUCAUUCCUAUUGCUUUUCUGAAAUGAUUGUCUGUGCAGAUCUCACCUAUCUACUCAUAAUUAUAUUUUCUCUGUUCAUUUUUGUGUUUUUCAUGAAACUUCCCAGACCUAUUAUGGAGAGCCACUAAAGUUGGCACUGGUGGAUAACAACUACAGGCCAGAAAUUAGAGAUCAUUGCUGUACAUUCAAGUCCAGAUUGGUGACAUACAUGGUUUUCCUACUGGACGUGAAAGCUUUGAAUGCAUUGGUGAAUAGAUUGGUGCAGAUGUCCAGGACACUGGCAGUCCUGAGAAUUCUUGAAGUAGGCAGUGAUUGCAGGGGAAUGAAACUCCUAUAAGCCUGCCUGCCUGCCUGCCUUGGGCAUGAAUUCAGGAUUGAACUCAGGAACUCUCUCUAAAAAUGUGUACCUUUUGUUAUCAUGGUAGCUUGGUGCUGAUUUUGUCAAACAGUUGCUGUUCCUCCUGUGCUGAUCCUGCUAGCCUAAUUUGAUCACAAGCAAUUGACAAAAGCGACAUCUGGCUUGCCAGCAUGCCAGUCACCUGUUUAAAAAAAGAAAAAGUAGGUUCCCUAGAGAGGGCUGUUGCUGAUUGGCCCUUUCCUUCCCCCUUCUCCCAGGCUGACCAUCACAAGGACAGUAAAUAGCAGAAAGAACACUUGGGAAGCAACAGCAGAAUGGCUUAGAGCACCUGCACACACAGCAUCAGAAGUGUGCCUGCUGGCCUGCAGAUGUUAUGGGAAAGUGGGAGGUUAGAGAAUGUAAGGUUGUCUAUUAGUUCUAUUAAGAGCUACUGCUUACAUAGCAGCCAGGAUUAUCUUCUAGUGAAAUGAUGCUCACUUAAACCAUGUUGGAGCAUUUGUUUGCCUUUUUAAAAACUUGUGCAAAAUGUAUUGAUAUUAACUUUGAACUUCAAGCCCCUCACACAUUUGCAUGGGCUUGUGCAUAUGCAGCACAGCUUGUUACUCUUUUUAAAUGGCAUUCUUCCAUCCUUGCAGUAUCAGCUGUUGCUUGUUAAUUCCCCUGAGGUUUGAAAACACUUUGUAAUGUGGCUCAAAGAAAUUGCUGUUCAGAACAGGAAGUUAAAAAUCUCCAUAUUCCUUGGACUUUGUUUUCCUAAGUAUGACUUUGGAGUGAAGCUACUGAGACAAAACAGAUCAGUUCUCAGCACAUGGUAUCAUGUUUUUUUUAAAAAAACAUCUCUGGUUAAACUCUAUUAUCUGAAAAUAGUUUAUUGAAGUGUAUCAUUUGCGCUCCCUCUCUCUCCUCAUAUAAGAACUCAAGUUGCUGUAGGAAGUAUGUGCAAAUAUUGUAGAACAUUACUGUGAAAAUAUUUAAUAUUUGAUUUAGCCUAUGUAGAUUAAUACUUUGACAAACGUCAUGAAACAUCCUUUCAGUAAGAUUCUCUAUACUCUGUCACAGAAUAGUGUUGAAUAAUAACUGCAGAAAUAUCAAGAUGACUAAGUAAAACUGAAAUGGUUUUUUCCCCCCCACUCUUCAACAAGUAACCAAUUGUCCAGAUGCUGUUCAACCAUUUAAUGGUGUGACCUAAUUUGUUGUCCUUUGUUUGACGUGAGCCCUCCUGUCCAGAGACUUCGUACCUGUACUUAACUGCAUAAAAUGACUUAGCAAUGUGGCCUUGGAAUGUUGAGAAACCUAUGGUUGUACUGGAUGUAAAUGUUUAUAUAUUGUACAGCACACCUUUAUAUAUACUUCUGAGGUUCUGACUAGAAAGACCUGUAAAUCGCUCAUUAUUUUUUAUAUAGAUACAUUAAAAAGAUACUUU
Messenger RNA from Elgaria multicarinata webbii, 9179 nucleotides. It is a transcript of the gene MAGI3, whose product is annotated as membrane associated guanylate kinase, WW and PDZ domain containing 3. The transcript has 21 exons. Gene Ontology annotation, cellular component: cytoplasm; cell-cell junction. The record is from RefSeq and is a predicted model, not a curated record. Gene Ontology annotation, biological process: signal transduction. Lineage: Eukaryota; Metazoa; Chordata; Lepidosauria; Squamata; Anguidae. Gene Ontology annotation, molecular function: protein binding. Bases 9 to 4445 code for a protein of 1478 amino acids.